Molecule: messenger RNA, 2016 nt
Organism: Cadophora gregata
Lineage: Eukaryota; Fungi; Ascomycota; Leotiomycetes; Helotiales; Ploettnerulaceae
Exons: 6
Coding region: 1-2016 (671 amino acids)
Biological process (GO): defense response; superoxide anion generation
Cellular component (GO): NADPH oxidase complex; plasma membrane
Molecular function (GO): superoxide-generating NAD(P)H oxidase activity; calcium ion binding
Source: RefSeq, a predicted model, not a curated record
AUGGCUGAAGACAAUUUUCUGUCAGAAAAGGAAAUAACUGCAUUCAUCAACGACCUCGACAAGAACAACAAUGGCCACAUUGAAUACGACGAGGUAGAAUUCAAACUCGAUCAAGUUCACAAAGAACUUGCGCCCGAAGCCAAACCCCAUAAUCUUCACUACAAGGAAAAAGAUGAGGCGCAAAUGCACCGCCGACACGCGUUCCUCAGGAGUGUGAUUGGAACGGACAAGAAUCAAAUUGGUCGCGAUGAUUUCGCGAAUAUUGUCAGAGGAUGGAAGGUCCCUUCCAUGGAACCCGACAAGAAAGCCGAAGAUGAGCACAAAGAAUUCAUGAAGGAAAUGGGUAUUGGGAGGAAAAUCCGGGCUUGGUGGUCUGUUCGAGGGCCUGAGGUGUUGUUUGUUGGAAUGGUAGUAGGCAUGCAAAUCGCAUUCGGAACAUGGCAAUGCGUGAAGUACGUUACACAAAUGCAGUACAGACAUGCAUUCGGAUGGGGUGUAGUAAUGGCGAAGACUUCGGCCGGAAUUCUGUAUCCUACUUUAUUCUUCCUUAUCCUUUCUAUGUCCAGAUACAUCUCCACGUUCGCUAGGAAAUCAUACUACUUGUCACGGUUUAUCAAUUGGGAUCUAUCACAGAGCUUCCAUAUAAUACUAAGCAUUGUGGCCAUUGGUUUUGCCUCAUUACAUGCCAUUGGACAUUUAACUGGGUCCUUCCUGUAUGGCAGUAGACCAGCCCAGCAAGAUAACGUAGCAGCUGUACUUGGCCCGGAUGCUGUUCCUAAACCAUACCGAGGCUUUGUUGCUACCAUUCCUGGUUGGACUGGCAUUACUGCUCUCGGCCUCUUCUAUGUCUUGGCUCUGCUAAGUAUGCCUAUGGUCAGGAAGAAGAGCUAUGAGAUUUUCCAGCUUGGCCAUCUUCUCAUGUUCCCAAUCAUCGGUCUCCUCUGCGCUCAUGGAACAAAGGCGUUUCUCCAAUUUCCGAUGCUGGGUUAUUGGCUGGCUCUGCCAACUCUCCUGGUGUUGAUCGAGCGAGGGACUCGAAUCGUGAACGGAUUCCUUCAUAUGCCAGCAAAGAUUGAGAUUCUGGAUGCCGACACUGUUGCGAUAACAGUCACAGUACCGAACUAUCGAUGGUGGCCAUAUAAAGCUGGUCAAUACGUCUUCCUUCAAGUCCCUAAGAUAUCAAUAUUUCAGUGGCAUCCCUUCACAGUAUCUACGUGUAUCGGCAAUGAGAUGCAACUUCACAUCAAGACGGAUGGGGAUUGGACUUCGAAGCUCCGAGAUUUUGCAAAGGAUGGACCAUCACAGAUACAAAUUGGUGUGGAUGGCCCCUUUGGAGCACCUGCCCAACGAUUCUACGACUUCGAUCAAGCAAUCGUUCUUGGAAGCGGAAUUGGUGUCACUCCCUUCAGUGGGAUCCUGGCAGACAUGCAAGCCAGAGAUGAACAUUUACAUACCCAUGGCCACUCUGACGCGAAUUCGGAAGAAAACGAGAAGGGACCAGUCGGAUAUCGGAAGGGUCGAUUCAGGAGAGUAGACUUCCACUGGAUUGUUAAGGACAGAAAUUACCUUCUAUGGUUCUCCGACCUCUUAAACCAAGUAUCAAGAUCAGCGAGCCUGCACGAACACGACCCACAUCCCCACCUCGACGUCAACAUCUUCACCCACGUCACGCAAAAGCGUAAGAAUCUCUCAACUCACAUAUUUCGUUUUCUACUCGAAUGUCAUCGGACAGAAGAACAUCCCGCAUCGCCUCUCACUGGUCUGCUGAACAAGACGCACUUUGGACGGCCUGACCUGGCGAAAAUCAUGGAUGAGCAUUAUGAGAGCAUGCUUGAGUGGUACAAGGAGAUGAGCAAAAAGGGCAUCCAUAUCAAGAAGAGGAAGGUGGGUGUCUUUUUCUGUGGUGCGCCACCGAUUGGAUAUGAGCUUGCGGAUCGAUGCCAGAUUUUGACGAGGAGGGCCAGGGAGGACAAGAGUUACAUUGAGUAUCACUUUAUGAUGGAAGUGUUUGGAUAG